Molecule: messenger RNA, 965 nt
Organism: Erigeron canadensis
Lineage: Eukaryota; Viridiplantae; Streptophyta; Magnoliopsida; Asterales; Asteraceae
Exons: 3
Coding region: 1-579 (192 amino acids)
Source: RefSeq, a predicted model, not a curated record
AUGUAUGAUGCAUAUAUCAGCUUAAAUUUUUUUCCGGUCACCAACCGGAAAAAACCCUUCAUCCUUAGGGGUGGAUUCAGUGUUAUAGAUGUUGAGAAUUCUACAGCAAUUGAGGUCGCAUCUUUCAAGGCUCUCAAAGGCAACAGGUUGUCAAUAAGACUUAAAGCCUUGGGAGAAGCAACAUGGUCUGUGGCUGUGAAGAGAAAGUUUAGUGACUUGUCCGGGAGUCAAAUUGACCCAAGUCAAGAAGAUAACACGCCAAAUCUCCUCACCAACAUCAACAAGGAGGCAUAUCUUGAUGAUGGUGAUGCUGAAGACUAUUUUGAUCUAAUCAUAGUAGCAUAUUUUAAAGAAGAUAUGGCUCUGUUCCUCCUACCAAGCUCAUCCUUACUUGCAGAUGCGAUGGAGAAAAUAAACGAGGAGUUUAGCCUGGAUCAGGGGACUUACACUCUCAAGUACGAAUCUUUUGAGGGGAGAUGGCCAAAGCUUUACAAUGAUAGACGAUUUACAAUUUGCAAGGAAGUUUGGAGACAGAACCUGAAGGAUCAUAUUAAACUGCGGGUUGAGAAGGACCAUUAGGGACAUGGAACCUACACAUGUGUAAGUCGUGGUGGUCGCCCGAGGAUCAUGGUGGUGGUCAUGGUGGUUGUAUGACUUACAUGUGUGUCAUGGUGGCGGUGGUCGCCGUCGCCGGAGGAUCACGGUGGUGGUCGGAGAUGGUGGCGGUGGUGGUGGUCGGAGAUGAUGAAAAAUGAAUGAGAAUUGUCCCUAACGGUCCUAAAAUAGGUAGUCCAUAAUUUAACUUUCCCUAAUAUAUAUAAUUAUAUAUUUAGUGAGUAAAAUUUGUGAACUUCACUAGAAAGGCAUCCAUGGUGAAUUAUAUUGGCAUCCGAAUUAUACUACCUGCAUAGAGUUUUCAUGUCUUGCUUUUCACGAGUUUAUUGUUAUAUAUGCUCCUUUACGUA